Helianthus annuus (common sunflower) is the source of this 1120-nucleotide messenger RNA. RefSeq names its product F-box/kelch-repeat protein At1g15670-like. The record is from RefSeq and is a predicted model, not a curated record. Gene Ontology annotation, biological process: regulation of phenylpropanoid metabolic process; negative regulation of cytokinin-activated signaling pathway. The transcript has a single exon. Bases 62 to 1120 code for a protein of 352 amino acids. NCBI's taxonomy places the organism in Eukaryota, Viridiplantae, Streptophyta, Magnoliopsida, Asterales, Asteraceae. Gene Ontology annotation, molecular function: protein binding.
UCCAAUCACAAGUUCAAUUCAUUCAAUUAACAGUUUCUACAAAUCACUUGUUUCAUCAUUCAUGGAUCGGUUUCAAGAUCUUCCUCAUGAUAUUGCACUUCAAUGCUUUAUUCGAGUUCCUUUCAAUCAGUUUCAUACUAUCCGAUCAGUAUGUAAGGCUUGGAAAGCUGAGGUUCACUUGCCUGAGCUGCUCCGGCUCCGGAAUUCCACUGGAAAUGCUCAAUCUCUCGUGGUUCUCUCUCAGAAGAAGGCGAAUCCGGCCGGAAAAAGGAAGUGUUCGGAUGUUCCGGUGUACCGGUUGGUUGUUUUGGAGCCGGAGACGGGUAACUGGUCGGAGAUGCCGUGUUUACCGGAGUUUGAAAACGGGUUGCCGUUGUUUUGUCGGAUGGUUGCUGUCGGGUCGGAUCUUGUUGUUAUGGGCGGGUACGACCCACGGACUUGGGACUGUCUUAAUUCGGUUUUUAUUUUUGAUUUUCUGUCGUCCAAGUGGCGUCCUGGUGCUGACAUGCCUGGUGGGCCCAGAUCGUUUUUCGGUUGUGCGAGUGAUGGUGAUCGGACGGUGUUUGUUGCCGGUGGGCAUGAUCUCGAAAAAAACGCGCUUAAAUCCGUAUGGGCGUACGACGUGACAAACGAUAAUUGGACCCAAUUACCUGACAUGGCAAAAGAGCGUGACGAGUGUGAAUGCUUGUUCUACCGUGGCAAGUUCCAUGUCAUCAAUGGGUAUUCAACAAACAUGCAAGGUCAGUUCCAUCAGAGCAUUGAGGUAUUUGAGACGUCUGCUAGAAAGUGGUUAGAAAGCAAUGGCGUGUUAUCAGAUACCACACACCCUCCAAAAAUUUAUGUUGAAGGUACCGAUAAAAAGCUAUACACGUGUCAUGCUAAUGACAUAGUCGUGGUAGAAGAUGACACUUGGCGGUCUGUUGCAAGACUACCUGAUGAGGUGACAAACAUGUCGUACCUAGUAUCAUUCCCUGGACAUCUCUUGUUGAUCGGUACGCCAAAAUACGGAGAGCCUAGCAAUGCUUAUAAGAUGGAUUUAAAUGAGCGUGUAUGGACGAAAGUCCACGUACCAGUUGAGUAUUCUGGUCAUGUUGAGUCUGCUUGUUGUUUGAUUAUUUGA